AUGAGAUCGAAAUACAAAGAUUCGCUGGACAAGGCCCGGCGGAAGGCGGCACAGGAGGCUGCGAGGUUACGCGCGCGUGCCUCUGGGCCGAGCGCGUGUAACCCGAGCCGUCGCGCGCGCGGGGCGGUGCAUACGCCUCGGCGUGGGACCGCCCGGGUCGCCACCGUCGGCAAAACCCGCUUUCAUCCCGUGAUCUACCCGGUCAAGCCUCCUACGAGCGUCGCGACGUCGGCAGGCGUUCUCCCGGCGGCAGCUUCGGGUAUAAAACCGACGGGCCGCCCGUCGCUGGACACACUUCGAUUUUGUCCGCUUCUUGAGUACUACAUCACUACUCCCGUGGGUACCGAGUGCGGUGCGCGGUCUGAACGCCGCCCCGACGCGCCGUCUCAACGACGGCGAUGUUGUGGGCGACGUAACGGACAGGCGAUCCGGGAAGCGGGAAGGGGGAAGGGGAAGGACACCCGGGACCCGCAAUCUCGCUAUUAUGCGAGGAGCCGCUACCACUCGGGGGCUGGGAUGAGGGGAAGCAGGGGGGCAACCUUUCUCCACAACCCCCCGCGAGAAAUCCAUUUAAGUUUGCUGGCGCACAGCCGUGCGUGGCGAGGCCGGGGGAGGGGGAAGGGGAGGAGGAGGAAGAGAAGGAGGCGAGACGGGGAGGGGCGGAAGGGGGCGGGGCGCCGCUCCUCGCCAUCCUACUCUGCAAGGCGGCGAGAUGCACCGGACGAAGGGAGGACUUCGGUAAUGAUGUUUUCCCGAAGCCGGGUCCUUCUUCGCAUCCUUGCGAAAUUCUUUGAGGAGAAGGAGCGGGGUGCGAUUUGUGCCGUUUUAUUCCGCUGGCAAAUUGGCUUCAUUCCUUUAUUGGAGGUUCUCCAGCGCUGCAACUCGACUGAGCCGCAGACCCUCCGCGUGUUAUUUGUUGUGGCGUGA
Gryllus bimaculatus (two-spotted cricket) is the source of this 927-nucleotide messenger RNA. The record is from the annotation of a GenBank genome assembly. NCBI's taxonomy places the organism in Eukaryota, Metazoa, Arthropoda, Insecta, Orthoptera, Gryllidae.